UUCCGUCCCCCAGAGGAAGUAGCCGUCGCUCGCCUGUGACGCAACACUCGCGCGACGUUCAAUUCUAGCAAGUGGCUACAACAAGAGAGCAAACCACCUCGUAGAGAAGAAAGUGCGUCGUUCGGUUUAAAAAUAAAAAAUGCUGAAAAAGAAAUCGAGCGGUGGCGAGAAGAAGAGGAAGCACUCGCAGUCUGAAGAGCGACACGACAACAAUGGACGCAGGAGCACGGGAGCGAAUGUGGAGGUGAACUCCAAAGAUGAAUGUGCUGACCCAGAGCUGGACAGGAUUGGCAGUGACAUUGAGGAGGGGGGCCUGGACCUCAACCUCCCAUUUCAGCCCAUCACUGCCUACGUGGCCGACAAGAAGGAGAUGCUACGGCAGUGUCUCCUCGUGCUGGGGGAGAAGAAGCUGCGCAAGAUGCUGCCUGAUGAGCUCAGGGAUUGUAGUUUAGAGGAAAUCAAAAACCUUUGUUGGGAGCAACUGGAGCCGAUCUCAGACAGAAAUGUUUUUCAAAUCUUAGCAGGGGAAGAGCUGACAUCUGGAAAUGGGGAUGAAAACACAGAGGAAACCUUGGAGAGCCAGCAGGACAAUAAUGUAGACUCCACAUCUUGCAUCAAAACCGAGGACCCAAAGCCAGAGGUUGGUGGCUCAGGUGAGGAGAGCGAUGUCUUGAGCAUAAAUGCAGAUACUUAUGAUAGUGACAUUGAGGGACCCAAAGAUGAGCAGGCUAUUAAAGCUGUGAAGUUACAGGGCAGCAGUCGGGAUGCAGCUGAUCCUCCUGUAAACCCCGACCCAGCUGAUCCUCCCGCGCCUCCGCCUGCCGACUCCCAACCAGCCGAAGCAAAGAAAGACAUUCAAAGCGACAUAGAUAAAAGCGUCAGUGAGAUUUUAGCGAUUUCCUCCACUUCAAGUAAAGAGCCAGCUAAAGAGGAGAGCGUACCACCGCAGAGUGCAGACGUCAGCCUACCAGUUCAAGCCAGACCGGUUUCAAGUGGUGCACCUGCCGCUAGUCAGCCGUCCAUUCAACAGCUGGAGCUCCUGGAGCUGGAAAUGAGGGCGAGAGCCAUCAAGGCCCUGAUGAAAGCCAGUGAUGGGAAGAAGGUUUCUUCUGUGAAAAAUGUCUAACAUGGUUUAUACUUGUGUUUUGUUUGAUUUAAUGGUUUCAAUGCGCUUUGAAAAACAAACUUUACUGACGCUGGAUUUAGUUUAGUUUUUGUAAACUAGAUUUUUUUUUUUUUUUCAAUUGGUGUUGUAAAUGUAAGAUCGAUGCCAUGUUUGCAUUAUUGCUCCAUAUUGGAAUGGUGUGACAAACUGGUUAUUACCUAAUUAAACACAAAGAGCUGUUUUAUUCCUGCUCUACUCUCAA
This is a messenger RNA of Hippoglossus stenolepis (Pacific halibut), 1367 nucleotides long. RefSeq names its product caspase activity and apoptosis inhibitor 1. The record is from RefSeq and is a predicted model, not a curated record. Lineage: Eukaryota; Metazoa; Chordata; Actinopteri; Pleuronectiformes; Pleuronectidae. The coding region runs from base 140 to 1126 and encodes 328 amino acids. The transcript has 6 exons.